AUGGCCUCUGGCUUCUCUAGCACAAGGGAAGGGGGAGAAGAAAGCACCCACCACGCCAUCCUCCAGCAUCGGCUGGAUCUCAGCUGCAGAGGUGGCACGGCCCGAUCCUGGCCAGACCGAGGAAGGCUUGGAGAUGCCGAAGCAGUCGGCCACCGAAGCCGGCUUGGGAAAGGAAAUUUCCAGCCAAAGCAGCAUUUGGAGCAUUUAGUGGAGAAGCUGAAGCUCUUGGGUCUGGAAGGAGACAGGGAGGAGAAGGAGCAUCUCUGCUCGUGGCGCAAGAGGACGGUCGCCUUCAAGGGUGAUACAAAAGCAUCCAGCUCCAGCCAUGAUGGACCAAGGGCUGGCGGAGGUCCCGCUACAGCCUGCGUGGAGGAAUCUGCCCAAGAGGACAAGGAGCAGAUACAAAGUGACCUGGAGAAGCUCAGGAAGCAAAAGGAAGAGAUUUUGGAACUGAAAAGAAGCGGAGAGAGGCGAUGCCAGGACUAUUUGACACAGACGGAGGUCGAGAGGCAGAAGAUCGUGUCCGAGUUUCGACAGUUGCGCCGGUUUCUGAAGGACCAAGAGCUCGUCCUCCUGGCUCGACUGGGAGAGCUGGACAGAGAGAUGAUGAGGAGGCAGGAGGAAGAGGAGACCAAGAUGUCGGGGGAAAUUUCGCUCCUCGAUGUCCUCAUCUGCGAGAUGGAGAAGAAGCUUGAGCAACCUGCGAGCAGCUUCCUGCAGGAUGCCCGAGGCACUGUGGACAGGUGGGAGAUGGGCGGUGCCUGGAGGACAACAGCGACCUUCUCGGACCUGGACCAGAAUCUCCACGUCAUUUCUCAACAAAUCUACGUCCUCCGAGAGACGCUGGGGAGAUUUCAAGACAUUUUGCCGUCUGAACUGGAGAAAGAGCAAGGACCAUCUCCAGGAGGAGAUGGAAAAGCAUUCGUGACUCUGGACCCCGACACGGCCAACUCACGGCUCGUCCUGUCCCGGGACCGGCGGGGG
Molecule: messenger RNA, 984 nt
Organism: Opisthocomus hoazin
Lineage: Eukaryota; Metazoa; Chordata; Aves; Opisthocomiformes; Opisthocomidae
Source: RefSeq, a predicted model, not a curated record